Paramecium tetraurelia is the source of this 303-nucleotide messenger RNA. RefSeq lists its product as uncharacterized. The transcript has a single exon. The record is from RefSeq and is a predicted model, not a curated record. Lineage: Eukaryota; Ciliophora; Oligohymenophorea; Peniculida; Parameciidae.
AUGAAUUAGAUUGAAUAAAGAGUCAAUGAGUAUCUCGAUAAAUUGGAACUCUAAAUUACUGACCCUGCACAGAAACAAUAAAACUAUUUUGAAAAUGUCAGACAUCAUAUCAAAUCUUAUGACCAUAGAUGUUCUAAUGAAUCAGAAGCCAUGUCCCCUUUUUCUCUAAGAGAAAUAUGUACUUCAACUCAAUAAAUGAGAACAUGCUACUCUAAAUCUGAUGAGUAGUUAUAGCUGAAUCCUUAUCAUCGAAAUAACUUGCAUAUAAUUAUUCAUUGCAAGAAGUAGAUGGCUCAAUCAUGA